AUGUGAGAUUACAUUUUUGUGUAACACAUUCAGCGCAGGCGGCAAUCCAGUAAAAUUUAAUCGAACAUCAAACAGGGUCGUUGUUGCGCACAUCAUGUGUUAUUUUUGUGUUGGCGCGCGAACUCGACAGACGAUAACCAUUGUAAACACCGGGAAUAAACAAUUGUGUGUGUUCGCGAAAUAGAUUUAAGUGCAAUGCCAGAGAAUAUUAUUGCCGGGAUACCGGUGCAUUUCCCCUUCGAGCCGUACGAGGUGCAACGCGCCUUUAUGGAGAAGGUAAUAAUGUGCCUCCGCGAUGGCACCAACGGCGUUUUGGAGUCGCCGACCGGCACAGGUAAAACGUUAAGUUUGCUAUGUUCCUCGCUCGCCUGGAUACGUACCCGGCAGUCCGAGCACCAGCUAAACAUGCAAAAGCUGCAAAUGGAGCAGCAGCAGAGGCAAGCAACAGGAGGCUCUGCAACCGGGGCCAUGUCCGACUUGGCCUUGACCAUGGGCAAGACCAAUAACUGGGGUGUGCCCAAGGUUAUUUAUGCCUCGCGCACCCAUUCCCAGCUGACCCAGGCGAUGCGGGAGCUGAAGCGCACCGCCUAUGCCAGCAUGCGAUCCGUGGUGCUGGGCUCGCGAGAUCAGCUCUGCAUACAUCCGGACGUGAUGAAGGAGCAGGGCAAUUCGAACAAGGUGAACAUGUGCAAGCUGAAGGUGCACGCAAAGACGUGCUCGUUCCAGCUGCGCGUCGAGUCCAAGAAGGAUCAUCCCGACUUUCGCGGACCCAGCAUCAUGGACAUCGAAGAUCUGGUUAAGGUAGGACAGCGAUUGAAAAUGUGCCCGUAUUAUGCCUCCAAGGAGCUGGUCAGCAGCGCAGACAUCACAUUCAUGCCCUACAAUUACCUGCUGGACCCGAAAGCCCGCAAGGCCAACAAGAUUGAGCUAAGCAAUACAAUCGUGAUCCUUGAUGAGGCACAUAACAUUGAGAAGAUCUGCGAGGAGUCCGCUUCGGUGCAGAUACGCUCCUCCGACGUGGCCAUGGCCAUUGAGGAUGUAACGCACAUUAUGAAAAUCUUCACCAGCGCCGACUCACAGGACUCGGGCGGGCCCGAGGAGCCCAAAGACUUCACCCUGGACGAUCUGACGCUGCUCAAGGAGAUGCUGCUGGAGCUGGAGAAGGCCAUCGAUGGCGUCGUCGUCGAGAACCAAGUCGAGGGCACCACCUAUCCAGCUGCCCACAUCUACGAGCUGCUCGGCAAGGCAAAUUUCACCUAUGGCAACUGCGCCACAAUUGUCGCCCUGCUGGACAAGCUGGUGCAGUACCUCAUGGUCGCCUCGCAGCACUCGAUGCUGCGCAAGGGAGGCAGCUUCAUGGUGCUCAGCGAUCUGCUGAACGUCGUGUUUGCCAACAAGGAGGACAUCAUGGCCAAGGUGCAUCGCAGCUUCAAGGUCCAUGUCCAAAUCGAGGAAACCAAACAGACGAAGCCAGCGGGUGGCAGCAACAGCAAGCAAACCGGCUGGCUGGGCAAGGGCAACAAUGCGGCCACCACUGUCUCCAAGACGGCAAAGAUUAUCAAUUUCUGGUGCUUCAAUCCCGGUUUCGGCAUGGAGCAGCUGCUCAAUACCCAAGUGCGCAGCGUCAUCCUAACCAGCGGCACAUUGGCGCCGCUGAAGCCCCUCAUUGCCGAGCUGGCCAUACCGGUGGCCCAGCAUCUGGAGAAUCCGCACAUAGUGGAUCAGUCGCAGGUCUAUGUGAAGAUCAUUGGCACUGGCCCAGAUCGUGAGCAGCUAAUAUCCAACUAUAAGAAUCGCGACAAUCCAAAGUACAUCAGCUCGCUGGGCCAGACGAUUCUGAAUGUAUCGCGAAUCGUGCCGGAUGGGCUAUUGGUGUUCUUUCCAUCGUAUCCCAUGCUGAAUCAGUGCGUGGACGCUUGGCAGGCGAGCGGCUUGUGGGCGGACUUGUCCAGUCGCAAGCCGAUAUUCUUGGAGCCGCGCGGCAAGGAUCAGUUUACCAGCACCAUGGAGGAGUUCUAUCAGGCGAUACGCGACUCGAAGGGCGCCUGCUUCAUGGCCGUCUGUCGGGGCAAGGUGUCCGAGGGCUUGGACUUUGCCGAUCGCAAUGGCCGGGCUGUGAUCAUAACCGGGCUGCCCUUUCCGCCCCUGAAGGAUCCGAAGGUGAUAUUGAAGCGUCGCUAUCUGGAAACCAACCGCACCAAGGAGAACCAGCUGCUCAGCGGUCAGGAGUGGUAUAAUCUGGAUGCGACGCGUGCCGUCAAUCAGGCGAUUGGGCGUGUCAUUCGCCAUCGUCACGACUAUGGUGCGAUUCUGCUGUGUGAUGCGCGCUUCCAGGAUGCCUCGCAGGUGCAACAGCUGUCCAAGUGGAUACGUGGCCACCUGGGCGCGCGCCCGCAAUCGUCGCCAUUCGGGCCCAUUGUGCGCGAGUUGCGCCAAUUCUUCAAGCAUGCCGAGCAAACGAUGGCACAGCCCGACGAGCGCGUCGUUGAGCAGCCACUGCAGACCGUGUGCAAGGAGGAGCAGCCGACGCUGGCGCCCAGCUACAACAGCAAUACCCAAAUCAAGCGUGAGCCCGGCUCUGGAGCCAACAGAUUCCAGCUGGCCAGCGAGCUGGCAGCCAAAGCGGAAAUGGCCAACUCCAUCAAGAGCUGGACGCCAGCGGAUUAUGUCAAUGCAGCUGGUUGCAGCAAUCAGAGCCAAUCAGCGCCCAAUGCCAUGGACUUCAUGAGUCGGCUCAACUCCAAUGUGACGAGCAUCGACUUCAAUAACACCGACCUAGUUAAGAUACACAAGCGCGAGCGCAGCUCACCGACAGCCAACGAAACGUUGACCAGUGGCAAGAAGCGCUACAAGCUGAUCAGCAGCACUGAUGUGGUCAAGACGGAACCAGGCACCAGCAACAGCUACAGCUACAGCUACGCCAACAUCAGCAGCAGCAGCGGCAGCGACAGUAGAUGUUGCUCUGCAAAGCCGGCUGUGUCUCCGCUUAAGGAAGCGCCUGAAUCACGCGCAGAUUUUCUGCGUGAGGUGCGCAGCGUCGUGGACAGCGAUAAGUUUCGCAGUUUCGGCAAGGCGUUGCUGGCUUACAAGACUGGCGGCGAUAAUUGUUUCGAGGUGCUAAUGGUGCUGCUCCUGGAUGUGCUGGGCGCACCCAAGCUGCGAUACCUGCUCUACGGCAUGCGUCGCUAUCUGAAGAACGAGCACAAGGAGGAGUUCGAUAUACGCUUGGCCAGCCUGCAGGCCAGCUAGUCCUUGCUCUUGUACCUUCCUAUCUGACUGUCUUGCUUGUAUACAUAAUUUGCAUAGAUUCUAUUAUAUUUAAAAAUAAAAACAAACUUGUAAAUGCGCCAUUCGGAGAGAAUGUGUCUAGUUUGUGGCAUAAAGCAGGCCUUAACUAGAAUUU
Drosophila navojoa is the source of this 3403-nucleotide messenger RNA. RefSeq names its product Regulator of telomere elongation helicase 1 (gene Rtel1). Gene Ontology annotation, biological process: DNA recombination; DNA repair; negative regulation of DNA recombination. NCBI's taxonomy places the organism in Eukaryota, Metazoa, Arthropoda, Insecta, Diptera, Drosophilidae. Gene Ontology annotation, molecular function: DNA polymerase binding; hydrolase activity, acting on acid anhydrides, in phosphorus-containing anhydrides; DNA helicase activity. The record is from RefSeq and is a predicted model, not a curated record. Gene Ontology annotation, cellular component: nucleus.